AUGAAUCAAAUAGAAAAUAUAAGAAGUGAAAAUCUAAAUAUAAAAGAGUUAUACAAACAAAUAUAUGUUAAAAAGAAUAGGGCAACAGAGUAUGAACGUAAAGGAGAUAUUUUACAAGCAAUAUUGAUAUAUCAAUCAAUCCUAAAAGCAGUAGAACAGAAUUCAUGUAUUUUGAAAAAAUCUUCUAUUUGGUGUUGCAAGAAAUCGGAAAAACAAAUGAAAGAAAUGAUAGAAAUGUAUUGUUCACAAGCAAAAUCAAAAAUUUUAACAUUGAGCGUUUCUAUUAAAGCAAACCCCGAGUUAUUUGGCGUUGUUAAUAAUGAAAAUUUUUCUUAUAAAGACAAUAGCAGUGAUUUUCUACCAUCAGAAAGCAUCAACCGUUGUUCAAAAGAAAUAGGGGAGUACUAUUUUUCAUUCUUAAAAAAAAUUCAACGAGUAUCAAGUUUUCAAAAGCAAAAAGAUAUCUUUUCACAAUCCAUACGAAUAUCAAACCCAAACAAGGGUUUUUUUUUUGAAAAUUUAUUUAAGAAUAAAGGUUUAAAGAAAGAAUCACCUAAAGAACAUUACCCGCAAACUAGAAGAACUUCUCAACCUAAACAAUUUCCUCAAACACUUCGUCAAGCAAAAUCUCGCUCAUCAUUGGUACAAAAUAAUGCAGGAAAAGCAGCACUAUAUGCGUGGAAUAGUGGUGUCAAUUCAAUUGUUCAUUCAUUAAAAACAAAUGAAGCAAAUGGAGAUAGUCCCCAACGUUUAAACGAUUCAACUAUUCAACUCUGUUCAUCUUUAUUUUCUACAUCAUAUAAAACAUCAUUAAACGAAUAUCAAACAUCUAAAGCAUAUCCUAUUCCUGGUGAAUUUCAACCGAAUGAUUAUAUAGAUUCACACGUUAACAAAAAUGAUAUAAUCGAUGAAUUAUCAAAUUCAACACUUAAAGGGCAUUCAGUAUUUUAUAAGACAUCAACUCAUAUUCCUUCAACAUCUAUUUCAAUAUCAGAUAUAGAGCCCUCUUCCUUUCCAAACCUAUACUAUACAUCACAAAAAAACGUAUCAUCAAUUACACCGGAAAAAUUAAUGCAAAAAAAAUCAUCUUUAAGCUCAGUGUCGCCAAAUGCAUUUAAUAGAAACGUUUGUAGGCCAUCUAAAGAACAAUAUAAUAGUAUUAGUCCUAUAAAAAAUCGAAAACAUGAAAAUGAAAUAACUCUUGAUGAUAACUUUAAAAGUAUUUCUUUAGAUUCACAAAAUAAAAUUGAAAAAGUGAGCACAAAAGAAAAGGAAGAGACUAGAGAACAACGAGCAAUUAAUAGCCUUAAAAAUAUUAUUGAUGAAAAUUUACUACAAACAAUUAUAAAUGAUAUUGUAAUUAAAGGAGAUGAAGUUUUAUGGGAAGAUAUAGCAGGCUUAGAAGAUGCAAAGAAUACUCUUAAAGAGACUGUUAUAUAUCCUUUAUUAAGACCAGAUUUAUUUAGUGGUUUAAGAGAACCAGCUACAGGUGUUCUUUUAUUUGGUCCUCCUGGUACAGGAAAAACAAUGCUUGCAAAAGCAGCAGCAACUCAAGCAAAAUCAACAUUUUUUUCAAUAUCAGCAUCAUCUUUAAUGUCUAAAUUUCUUGGUGAAUCCGAGAAGCUUGUACGUGCUUUGUUCGCUCUAGCGAAAAAAUUAUCCCCCAGUAUUAUCUUUGUUGAUGAAAUAGAUGCUCUUUUGUCUUCUAGAAGAGAAGAUGGAAAUGAACACGAAGCAUCUAGGCGCUUAAAAACAGAAUUUUUAAUCCAAUGGUCAUCAUUAGCAACGAGCGUUGUGGGGAAAGUGUCAGAACCCAUUCCAAAAGUUUUAGUGUUAGCAGCAACAAAUAUUCCAUGGUCAAUUGACGAAGCCGCAAGACGUCGAUUUGUUCGGCGACAAUAUAUACCAUUACCAGAACGUAAUACAAGAAUGCAACAAAUUCUAUAUUUAUUAAAAUAUCAAACUCAUACAUUAUCAGACAAAGAUAUAGAAAACUUAGUUGAUAUUACUGAAGGAUAUUCGGGAUCAGAUAUUACUGCUUUAACAAAAGAUGCUGCAAUGGGACCACUUCGGUCUUUAGGCGAAGCUCUAUUAACAACUAGACAGGAUUUAAUUCGACCGAUCUGCAUAGACGAUUUUAGGGCAAGUCUUCGCUCAAUUAGACCAAGCGUAAGCCAAAAGGGAUUAAUAGAAUUCGAAAAAUUCAAUAAAGAAUUUGGUAUGCAAAGUUAG
This is a messenger RNA of Pneumocystis jirovecii RU7, 2232 nucleotides long. RefSeq lists its product as uncharacterized. The record is from RefSeq and is a predicted model, not a curated record. Bases 1 to 2232 code for a protein of 743 amino acids. The transcript has 5 exons. Gene Ontology annotation, molecular function: ATP binding; ATP hydrolysis activity. NCBI's taxonomy places the organism in Eukaryota, Fungi, Ascomycota, Pneumocystomycetes, Pneumocystales, Pneumocystaceae.